This is a messenger RNA of Xiphias gladius (swordfish), 1722 nucleotides long. RefSeq names its product dynein regulatory complex subunit 3 (gene drc3). Bases 55 to 1608 code for a protein of 517 amino acids. The record is from RefSeq and is a predicted model, not a curated record. The transcript is spliced from 13 exons. Lineage: Eukaryota; Metazoa; Chordata; Actinopteri; Istiophoriformes; Xiphiidae. Gene Ontology annotation, molecular function: protein binding.
AGACUUUAUCAAGAGGAUAAAGUGAAGUCAAGCGUGCCCCCUCCCCACAGAAGCAUGAACAGACACUGUGGUACAUCUCAGCCCAUUUUGAUGGAUGAGAAGAUUCUGCAGAAGGCCGUGGUCGAGCAAACCCCUCAAGAUCAGGCUGGGAGUAUUGCCAAGGCGGAUGGAAUACACUUUAAUAAAGUCCUUAAAAUACGUCUGGAGUACAGAGACAUCCUGAAGAUUGACCACUUAUGGGAUUUCACAUCCUUGGCCAGGCUUGAUUUGAACAACAACCUCAUAGAGAGGAUUGAGGGCCUGGACCGUCUGAUUAAUCUGACAUGGCUUAAUCUGUCAUUCAACAGAAUAGAGAAAAUUGAGGGUCUGGCAUCUCAACGGAAGCUGGAAUUGCUGAAUUUGUCCAACAACAGAAUUUCUGUCAUCGAAAACAUGGAUACACUUGAGAAACUCACUCAUUUCUCUAUCGCAAACAACCUCCUUGGACAGCUGGACAACGUGCACUAUCUCAGGAAAUUUAAGAACCUGUUCACCCUCAAUCUAUUUGGAAAUCCUGUCUCUAAGGAGGAUGAUUACAAAUUUUUUAUCGCCGCCUUCCUUCCAAACUUGAUGUGCUUAGACUACAGAUUACUUAAUGAGAAGACAAAAAACGAAGCAUCUAUCAAAUACCAAUAUGUCCUUGAGGAAAUGGGGCAUGAAGAGUUGCAGAUACAACAAGCUGAAGAUGCUGAGCAAAGCCAGAAAGCUGAACUCCAAUUACACACAGAUGCCUUUGUGGAGUUCCUCAACGGGUCUUAUCUGUUUAAGAGCAUGUUCAAAGAUGAUCCAGAGGCAGAGACACUACACUGCGUGACAGGAGUGGCUCAUCUGCUUCAAACAUUUGAGCACCAAAUGGUGGAACUGUGUAUGCAGUUAUUUGAAAUAGGCUUGGCUGAGCAUAAACGAAGAGAGACAGAGGUGAACUCCUUCUUCAGUGGUCAGACUAAGGCCGUGAAAGGCUACCAGCAGAAAUCAUCACAGAUAUUGGCAAAUUUUGAGCAGCAACACAAAGAGAGGGUAGUGGAGUUGCAGCAAUUAUCAAAACCAGACGUACUGAAGGUCAAGAUCAGCCACUGCAAUGAUGAAAUCAACCAGCUCUGCAACAGCCUCAUGUCACUGGAGUUUCAGCUGGUCAGCCAGCUGGAGGAUAUCAUCAAAAAGUUGGAUAUCAGCAUCUCAGACAUGGUUGCCAACUUCAGUGAAACUGUUCAAGGGAUAUUUGCCCACUACCGAGAUCUGGAGGAUAAUUAUCAUCAGAACAUGCAGGGGAUUGCCAUUGCAACUCUGGAGAAGGUGGCCAGGGACAACCUGGAGGAAGACAUGUCAGAUGAUGUUAGAAUGCUGUUUACAGACAAAGACACAGUGAUGGAUGCACUGGCCACUGGCCACGAUAACCACCUGCUGAAGAUCAGUGACCGUGAGACUCAGUUGGUUACACGUGUCAAUGCCUGGAAAGUGGCCCUCAUCAAAGGGAUUCAAGACAAAGAACUUAAGCAGAACCGCACGCGCAUCUCUGACAUCCACCGAUAUUUGGACCAUUUGCGGGAGCAGCUGGAAGAGUUGCAGUAGCAUGAUCUUUAAGACAACUGAGUCCACAAACAUUCCUUUUUUUCAUGUAAAAAAAGGAAUAGGACAUUUUCACAACCUUCCUAGACAACUUUAACAAAUUGCACUGUGUCCAAG